Messenger RNA from Fusarium sp. VM40, 1368 nucleotides. The record is from the annotation of a GenBank genome assembly. Lineage: Eukaryota; Fungi; Ascomycota; Sordariomycetes; Hypocreales; Nectriaceae.
AUGUCCACAAAAGCUUUGGCAGUCAUGAAAGCGCGAGUUUCACCAUUGCGACAUCAUGUCCAGCUUGGAAUGCGUCUUGCGAGUACAAAAGUGAUGGAAGCCGAUAGGCCUUCCAAUACGAACAGCACGGCGCUAGCUAAGCUACCAACAAUAACACUUUUGCGAUCACUGAUUUUGACUUCGCUUAUGUCCCGCGACUGGAUCCUUCGCCCCUCUCUUGCUAUCAUCGAGCGGAUUGUUAAAUCGAAAUCUAUAUUGCUGUCCGCUGAUCGCAACCCCUUGCUGAACAAACUUCUGAGGUGGACUAUCUACAAUCACUUCUGUGCGGGAUCUAACGCCGAACAAGUUGCACGUUCCACUGCUUUGGUAAAAGGAAUGGGAUAUCAAGGAAUAAUUCUGGGAUAUGCCAAGGAAUUCGUUCUUGAUCCUGCAGAGGGUGAAGUUUAUACAGAUACUUCCAGAUAUAGUUCUGGCUGUUACAAAAUGAUUGAAGAAUGGAAAAAUGGGACUCUACAGACGCUUGAAAACCUCCAGGCGGGAGAUUUCCUCGCUGUCAAGCUCACCGGUGCUGGUCCAAUUUGCUUGGACGCGCUACAAGCACACCAGCCUAUGCCCGAUCAUAUUGCCAAGGCUCUUGAAGAAAUUUGCCUUGCUACCGAAAGUCGAGGCUGCCGUCUCUGGAUUGAUGCAGAGCAGCAGAUUCUUCAGGUUUGUCUAGACGAGUGGACAAUCGAGCUUAUGCGGAAGUACAACCGCAACAAGGUUUUGGUAUACAAUACCAUCCAGGGUUAUCUAAAAGGUGCUCGGCAGAAUGCAGAGCGACAUAUCACACUUGCCGCUCGAGAAGGUUGGUGCCUUGGACUAAAGCUAGUUCGUGGUGCGUAUAUUGAGCACGAAGUUCGCUCAUUAAUUCAUAACACCAAGGAAGAUACCGACCGCUCGUACGAUGAUAUUGCAGAUAUGCUUAUAUCUCAGAAAGUUCCCAAUGAGGCUAUUGGCCUAAAGUUCCCUUAUUCUUCCCUAUUCAUUGCCAGUCAUAAUGCAGCUAGUGUCUGGAAAGCCAUUGCUUUACAUAACAGAAGAUUGGAAAGCGGUCUACCAACGACGGUUCUAGAGUGCGGUCAGAUUUGGGGCAUGGCAGACGAGCUUAGCUGCGAGCUCAUCGACAACUUCCAACAAUGUGCCACAACCAAAGGAUUGACAACGGCUACAGCGCCGGGAGUCUACAAAUUCUUAGCCUGGGGAUCAGUUUCAGAGUGUAUGGGUUACCUUCAUCGUCGUGCGAUUGAGAAUCGAGGGGCGGUAGAGCGGACUAGUCAUAUGAUUCUUGCGCUAAAGAAGGAGUUCUACCGGCGGGUCUUUGGAUAA